Messenger RNA from Thalassophryne amazonica, 1862 nucleotides. Its product is annotated as thiosulfate:glutathione sulfurtransferase-like. Gene Ontology annotation, cellular component: mitochondrion. The transcript is spliced from 5 exons. Bases 32 to 538 code for a protein of 168 amino acids. Gene Ontology annotation, molecular function: thiosulfate-cyanide sulfurtransferase activity. The record is from RefSeq and is a predicted model, not a curated record. NCBI's taxonomy places the organism in Eukaryota, Metazoa, Chordata, Actinopteri, Batrachoidiformes, Batrachoididae.
GAAGAAGCAGAAGAAGAAGAAGAAGAAGACAAUGAUUUUUUCCAGUUUCGGCCCUUUUCUUAUCAUAAUGUUGUCGUUUGUAUUUUCACGAUGUUUUUGUCUCGCUUUUUCGGAAGUAAACUACGCCUCUUGUCCGAGUGUGCCUUCAUUUUACCAAACUUAUGCUACCUCAAGUCCAGGAUGCAGUAAGGUUGUCGACAACGUGGUGACAUAUGAAGACCUGGUGGUCAUGUUGUCCAAACAGGCUGUUCAGUUAUUUGAUGUACGAACUCCUGAAGAAUACCAGGCUGGACACAUUCCGCAGGCUGUCAACAUUCCAUUGGACACUCUGGAGGAAUCUCUGAAGCUGAUUCCUGAGCACUUUCAGCAUAAAUUUCAUGUGAAUGCACCGAAGAAAGAUGACCAGGACAUUGUGUUUCAGUGCAGAACUGGAAUAAGAAGUGCCAAAGCACUGGACAUCGCUUAUCAGCUGGGUUAUAGCAGGGCGAAGCACUAUAAAGGAGGGUACAGUGAGUGGACAGAGAAGAGGGAAUAUUAAUCUGCACCUGAAAUCCCACUCAGACUGAAUCCUGGACUUCAGUCAAGCUAUGUAUUUAAAUGGACAAAAACUACCAAAUGACAGAAUAAUGCUGAGCAAAAAACAAAGAAAGGAUAUACUUCAUGAACAUCUUGCCACCAUUUUAAUUUGCAUUACUGCCAACUUGAGUUACAUUUCUUUUUUCAUAUUGGAUGAAAAUGUUCAUAUCAGUUAUGAAGUAAAUGAUUGUUAUGAUCCAUAAAGUUUUGCAUUAUACACUAGCUUGUUCUCUGUCAAGAUACAUGGUUGAUGAAAGAACUAGUUACUGUGAAAUAUCUUAUUUGUCUUAAAAGGUCAACAUCUGUAUGUGCCUGUCAAAAGACACAACAGUUCCUCUUGUAUUUACCUGGAGCAGUUGUUGCAGUGAUUAUAUGUGUCAAUAGAUGGCAGCAAACCUUCACUCAACCCAAAGUUUUAAUCCUGUUUUCCCACCACUGUCUUUUAUCAUUGUCAUGAUUCCCCCUCAGACCUGACCUUCACACCAGUUAUGCUCUAGAAUAAUGUCGAUCCUGUGAUUACCGGUUGUAUGAAUAGCUGUCAAGAGCCCUUUUGUGCGAGGUCCACCCAUGGAGUUAUUUAGCCGUAAACUGAUCACACUUCAUUCUGUCGUUAUUCCAUCUCGUCACCUCCCAUUAUAGGCUAUUUAUUAAGCAGCAGCACAGCAGUGUGUGUGUGUGGCAUGUAUCAGUUAUCUCUUGUUAGGAGAGCUGUGGUAUUUUCUCUAAUUUAACAUGUCAAACGAGUUCUGGGGUGCAUUCAUGUCCAGAAACAUGGUUGAGCGUCUCUGAACUCUGAGUUAAUUGAGCCUAAGAUGGGAAACCGUUUUCGAUUCCAGAACCGUUGGUUUGAGUUAGUUUAAUCAACUCGGACUGGUUUCAUUCUGAGUUAACCUUGUGUACAAAAGCAGCAUUAAUUUAACCCCAAUGCUGGGAUAAACUAUGGCGACUACUUAUGGAAAAUUUAUAAAUAAAAAUUUCAGCACCAACAUGGUUGCAGCUGCAGCAGAGCAAGAAAGGGUGUAUCACAUGUGUCUGUGAUAGCCUAGGCCCUAGCGUCCUGUCCAGGGUGUAGUCCCGUGGCUGAUGGGACAGGCCCCAGCCCCCUGUGACCCUUGAUUGGAGUAAGUGUGUACAAAAUAAUCAAUGGCAAUAACAUUAGAGGUGAAAACUGCUGGAAUGAACUAAAAAAUGUAUUUAAUUUAUGUCCAAUUCUGUGCCCAAAAAACAUGGAAAUGGCUGAAAAUGAAAUGCAAGAAUAAAUUCAAACGGAUAAAACUACAGCUUAA